CACAAACAGCUCUGCCGGGGCUAUGCUGCCGCCUCCUCCUCUCUGAAGGGACGCUGGAGUUUGUGAUUUGAGAUGCAUAGUGUCCCCCGGCUGACCACCCCUUGGGCUAAUAGGGAUCUGCAGAGAGCCUGGGAGAAAACUUACCAGGACCACAGGAAAAAGGUCCAGAAUGCCCAACCACUAGUGGACACCCACCCACCACAGAUUUACAGCCAUCUCUGUCUAAAGUUCAAGAAGUUGAAGAUGGAGGAAGAGAGACUCUCCACCAUUGACAGAAACAACUACCUGCUUCUGCAGAGGGUGGCCUCCGCCAUGAAAACCAGGGGACAGAGUGAUGGCCAAAAUAACUUCACACAGAGAAGGAGCUGAGAGGGAAGGCCACAGCCUCAUCUGGAUGCACAGCCUGAAGCCGAAGGGGUGAGGGUCAGAACCCAACCACUGGGAGACCAGGGCCCAGAUGCUCCGACGAGGCCUUCCUGUGUCUCCUUGAGGUGGGGUGGGGGCAGGGGUGGGGUGUGCAGGUCUUGGGGCUGGUGGCCUAGCCUCUGAGGUUGAGCUGGCUUCAUGGCCUCCGGGGACCGUCAUGGGCACUGUGAUGCAGCACUCCAGAGCUGCCCGGUCACAAUCUUCACCAGAUGACACUGCACAGCUAUUUAUUGUGUUUCUUGGACUGAUAACCAAAAACAAAAUAUGCCGAGUAACACUGGACUUUCUUUUCUAGCUGUUAAUACUUUUCUGAGUUACCAUGAGUUUGGGUGAUUGUAUGUAAUUCUCUUAAAAA
Messenger RNA from Mus pahari (shrew mouse), 781 nucleotides. It is a transcript of the gene Cfap97d2, whose product is annotated as CFAP97 domain containing 2. The record is from RefSeq and is a predicted model, not a curated record. The transcript has 4 exons. NCBI's taxonomy places the organism in Eukaryota, Metazoa, Chordata, Mammalia, Rodentia, Muridae. The coding region runs from base 73 to 369 and encodes 98 amino acids.